Messenger RNA from Cornus florida, 1477 nucleotides. Its product is annotated as kxDL motif-containing protein LO9-177. Gene Ontology annotation, cellular component: BORC complex. NCBI's taxonomy places the organism in Eukaryota, Viridiplantae, Streptophyta, Magnoliopsida, Cornales, Cornaceae. The record is from RefSeq and is a predicted model, not a curated record. Gene Ontology annotation, biological process: lysosome localization. The transcript is spliced from 3 exons. Bases 21 to 428 code for a protein of 135 amino acids.
CUGGUAUAGUUAAACUACCAAUGAGAGCAGUGUACUCUAAAGAGAGAGAGAGAGAGAUGGAUCAAUCGGAAAAAGAAUCAAUCAGAGAGGCGUCCGAAGAGGUCUCCCGUGAAUUCAAAACCCUAAUCGAUGCGGAGGAAUUAGAUUCUCUCAAGCAAUUACAGCUCCUCAUAUUGGGAAGGUUGCAGGACAGCAAUGCGGUUCUUUCACAUUUUAACGAGUACUCAGAGAAUUGCUUUGAAGAGGUUUCAAGUGAUUUCUCUAAAAACACACGUCUCUUACAGUCUAUGAAGUCAGACCUUGAUUACAUAUUUCAGAAGCUGAGGAGCCUAAAGAUGAAGAUUUUGGCGACCUAUCCAGAUGCAUUUCCAGAUGGUUCAACAAUAGAAGCACUCGACAGAAGACCGGAUCUUGAAAUACCCCAAUGAGCCUAGUUACUAAACAUCUCAAAAAGUACCUAUGCUACUCUUCCCAUGGGGAGGGAGGGGGAUUUGAAGAAAGAUUCUAUGUUAGUUGUAGAUUCACAUGGAAAGUUUCAUGGUAGAGUCUUGCUGUAAUUGUAAUAGUAAUAAUUUAAAUAAAAAUCUUUCAAGACUAUUGUGGCAACAGGGUUAGCAGUUUCUUUUCUUGAUUGAAGCACAUUGCAAAAACUGGAAAAAAAAAAAAAAAAAAAGGGCUUACCCUGUACCUAAAUCUUCAAAUACCAAACUCUAUAAUUUCAAUUUUAAGGAUUUUUUAGGCUAUGUUGCCCGCUACCGUGCUCUCUAUUUUUCACUAUGUACCCAGACAAAAUUUCAAACUUCAUGGAUCAGGACGAUUAUGAUACAUUACAAUAAAUGAUAGAAGUUUAGUAAGUAUAACUUUUCACCUAAAUAAUACAUGUUUACUGAAUCUCAACAUCUCUCUACAACACUCCAUAUUUUCUUAUUAUUAUUUCUAGUCUUCUAUAUUAUUCAAAUGAAAAUAUAUAUGAAGAGAAAUAGUAUACAUGUUGAAUUUUUUAAACAUAAAAUAUAUAUAUAUGUAUUAUAUUAUUUCUAGUCUUUUGGCUGUGGACUUAACCCAGUACAAUUGACCAAUAAUAAUGAAUAUUAAGAAAAGAAUCUACUAGCAACCCACAACCCUAAUAUUAAAAACUGAUACAAGAGAAUUGAAGAUAAAAAUCUUAGGUACUAAAAACAACAAAACAUAGAAACAAACCACCUUUGUUAUCUAGUUUCCUUGUCAACAAGACAUAAAUAUUUGUCUGCCAAAAAACGAAUAUAUAUAUAUAUAUAUAUAUAUAUAUAUAUAUUAGCAUUCUACCCAACCUAGUGAAAGAUAAAUCUAAAAUUAUAACAUUAAUAAAGACAAAUACAUUCUCAGCAAGUGAUUAUUACGUAGUGCAAAAGUAAAAGCUUCAACAAACAAACAUGAGUGAGAGCAAUAAAUCUGUACAAGUGGGACCAGCACUACGCCCAAAAAAAAAAAAACCAAA